Trifolium pratense (red clover) is the source of this 2510-nucleotide messenger RNA. Its product is annotated as E3 ubiquitin-protein ligase ORTHRUS 2-like. Gene Ontology annotation, molecular function: ubiquitin protein ligase activity. Gene Ontology annotation, biological process: protein ubiquitination; negative regulation of gene expression via chromosomal CpG island methylation. The transcript has 12 exons. NCBI's taxonomy places the organism in Eukaryota, Viridiplantae, Streptophyta, Magnoliopsida, Fabales, Fabaceae. Bases 426 to 2270 code for a protein of 614 amino acids. The record is from RefSeq and is a predicted model, not a curated record.
UUUCUCUUUUUCUUUCCUUUUCAUUUUUCACGAAGAAAACGUGAAGGCGAAACCCGCCGAACUCCUCUCCCUCCGCCGCGAGCUUCACUCCUUCCACGAUGAACUUCUCUCCCUCCGCCGUCAAACAUCAAAAUCCUAUAAGAAAACUGAAGUAACAUUGCAUAACAAAAGAACAGAUUGCUGAAUAAUCAUCAAGAACAGGGUAUACGAUGUUACCUCAUAUGUGGAGGAACAUGCAGGUGGUGAUGCCAUUCUAGCAGAUGCUGGAGAUGAUUCAACCGAAGGAUUUUUCGGGCAAUAGUGUGUAGAUCCAAUUAUAUCGCACAAAUCCAUUUGAGGUUGCCUAAUCUAAAAGGUCUAGACAUAUGACGGCAAGGAAUACAGGAAUGAGGAAGGUGUAUAUAUAUCUCAGAAUCAAAUGACACAUGACUGGCCACUCAAUUACAUCACGAUCGAACCAAACGAUGCAGCUUCCCUGUGACUAUGAUGGCCACUGCAUGGUCUGUAAGCAAAAUCCUCCCAACAUUGAAAUUUCACCAUGUCGGACAUGCGCCACUCCCUGGCACAUCCUUUGUCUUCCAGUCCCUCCCACCACUUUCUUUGAUUGGGACUGCCCAGACUGUUGUCAACCCCAACAAAACAACCAUGCUCCGCCUCUAGCCGAAAACCUUAUUUCUGCCAUUCAAGCUAUUCAAUCUGAUAUUUCACUCACUGAGGUAGAAAAGGCAAUAAAGCGCCAAAAACUUGUAGGUGGAUCAUCUAAACCACAUUUAGAUAAGAAUAAAAGUAAUGGCAUGCUUGAUAUCUUUGAUGGAACCUUAAAUUGCUCCUUCUGUAUGCAAUUACUAGAGAGACCCAUCACGACGCCUUGUGGGCAUAACUUUUGCCUUAGGUGUUUUGAGAAGUGGAUUGGAAAAGGAAAACAUGUGUGUGCUAAAUGUAGGAGCACAAUUCCAUCAAAGAUUGCUAGUCAUCCUCGUAUUAACUCACAGCUAGCGAUCGCAAUUCGAUUAGCAAAAUUGGCGAGAUCAGAGGGAAUAAGAGAAAGCAUAGACAUUGCAACUAAGAAUGCACCUUGCUUUAUGCACAAUGAUGACCGUCCUAACACAGCAUUCACUACAGAGCGAGCAAAGAAAGCUGGGAAGGCAAAUGCAUGUUGUGGUAAAAUAUUUGUGACAAUUCCAUCCGAUCAUUUUGGACCGAUCCUUGCAGAGAAUGAUCCAAUAAGGAAUCGUGGUGUUGUUGUGGGUGAUACAUGGUCAGAUAGGAUGGAAUGUAGACAAUGGGGUGCUCAUUUUCCUCACGUUGCUGGAAUUGCUGGUCAGAGUAAUCACGGCUCACAAUCUGUUGCUCUUUCGGGAGGUUACAUUGAUGAUGAAGAUCAUGGUGAAUGGUUCCUUUACACUGGAAGUGGUGGAAGAGACCUUAGUGGAAACAAGCGCAUAAACAAACAACAUUCCUUUGAUCAAACAUUUGAUUACAUGAAUCAGGCGUUGAGAAUUAGUUGCCUUAAAGGGUAUCCUGUUCGAGUUGUUAGGUCUCACAAGGAGAAAUGUUCGUUUUAUGCACCGGAAGUUGGAGUGCGAUACGAUGGUAUUUAUAGAAUAGAGAAAUGUUGGCGUAAGAAUGGAAUACAUGGUCACAAAGUUUGUAGAUACUUAUUUGUGAGAUGUGACAAUGAGCCAGCCCCAUGGACAAGUGAUUUAUAUGGAGAUCGCCCCCGUCCAUUGCCUAAAAUUAAAGAGUUGAAGGAUGCAAUUGAUAUAACUGAAAGGAAGGGUGUUCCGUCAUGGGACUAUGAUGAGGAAAAAGGUUGUUGGUUGUGGAAGAAACCUCCACCAAAAAGUAAGAAAAAGGCGACCAUUGUGAACCCUGUUGAUGGAACAAUAAUCAGAGAUUUUAAGCCAAAAACAAAGAAAGUGUCUUUAAAACUAAAAGAGAGGAUUUUGAAAGAAUUUGGUUGCAAUAUAUGUCGCAAGGUGUUAGUUUUGCCUCUUACUACUCCUUGUGCUCACAACUUCUGCAAAACAUGCUUGGAGGAUGCCUUUUCUGGCCAAAGUUAUAUCAAGAAGAGAAUUUAUGAAAAUGGACGCACUUUGCGAUCAUUGAAGAACAUUAUAAGAUGCCCUUCGUGUUCUAAUGAUAUUGCUGAUUUUCUUCAAAAUCCACAGGUUAACAGAGAAAUGAUGGAUGUUAUAGAAUCACUUCAGCGGCAGACUGAACAGAUGGAUGGAAAUUUUGAAGAAUUAAGUGAUGAUAAUGCUGCAUGACGAACUUGAAGUUCCAAAACCUUGUGAUUCAAGUAAAAAUACAUUGGAGAAAAUUAAUGAGAAUGAUCUGAAAGUUUCACAACCUCAUGAUUCAAAUGAAAAAGUUUUGGAGGAAAUUAACCAAAAUUAUCUGAAUCAAUGAUUUAAACAAAGGAAAGUCUGUAAAUUCUAAAAUAUGAUCUUAAGAAGUACGCAUAUAGAUCAUAUCAUACCUUAAAUAAUAAAAGUAAUUUUAAAACA